AUGGUGAAAAUCGACUUGCGCAGGAAUUACUAUGCGGAUCUGGGGCUGCAGAUCGGCGCAGAUGCCGAGGAGAUCAAAAAACAGUUUCGCAAAUUAGCUCUUCAACUUCAUCCUGAUAGGAAUCCAGGCAAAGAAUCUGAAUUCAUUGCGAAAUUCCAGGUCAUCCAAUCCGCAAAUGAAAUCCUAAGCGAUCCCAUCCAACGAGAAAAGUACGACGCCGAUCGACUGCGCGCAAACUAUGGCAAGGCCCCUGCUCCGCCCAAGAGCAGCACUCCGCGCAAUGCGCCUCCGAAACCUCAACCAGCGAGAACGCCAUUCACCCCUCGCCGGCCCGAAAGACCAACGGAUGGACAUUCGACUGGUUCUCAACGAUAUUCGAAUUGGCGUCCUGCCGAUUCCCGCCAAUGGUCGAAGGAAGACAACGCUAAUACGAGAGCCGAUGCAUGGCAAGGAUUCUCUAGAAUGAGAAACCCAAGCACGGGCAAUACAGCCAACACAGGAGCUAGUGCAAAUGGCUGGCAAUCAUUCGAUCCGAAGACAGGGCGUGCAACUCCGGACAGGCAGCAUAACAAGCCUUUUGGGCAACGUCCUAAAUCGGCAUAUGCAGAGAAUGAUGAGAAUACACGGCCCCGAUCCGCGUAUGAGCGGACUAAAGAGAAUGGAAAUACCACUCGUCCGGCACAGGGACCAAAUUCUCACCAGAAGAGACAGGGAUUCGCACCUGGCGUUCCCGGCGGAGAUGAGCCAAUGGCCCGUGGAACCUCAAACUACACAAGCAGCCGGCCAAGCAGCAUGUACUAUGACUACUCCUCUGCUCCCCCGCCAACUGCAAAGAAAUCACCGUACCCAGAUCCUCAGCCUGACCGUUUCAGUCGCCAUAGCCGCUCAAGUCCCCCGAAUCCCAAGCCUAAGAAACAGCACAAGUCCGACGCUCGGCCCACGCAAAUGCACGCCUCCGAUGCUACAAGCUCCAGUGGAAUAGACUCAGAUGACGGAUCAAUUCCCAGAAAUCCUAAGCCAAAGGCCGUCCCCGUGUCCCGCCUUGGCAAGAAAUCAGCGGGUGUUGUUCCCGAGACUGGUCUCCACUCAAACUCAAAGGGCGCUGCUAGAGACUCGACUCGGUGGCAGCAAUUCAGCUCAAAUGAGCCCUCAGUUAAUUUUACACCGAUGAAAUCAGAAACACCCGGACUGUCUACUGGUGACCCAGCUGGUGGAACUCCCAUUUUCCAACCAGCAUCAUUCCGUGCAGACUUAUGGGCUGAAAGGUUGCGGAAUAUGACAUGGAGUCCAGAGGGCAGUUUCGCAAACUCUGGGAUGCGGAGUCCUAAUAGGACAUCAAAGCCCUCGACUAGAUCGCGAACCGGUCCGCAGCCAGCAAGUGUGUCUACCGAGGCCGAAGAGGCUGCAGAAACAGUUAAUAACAAUAUUCAUCCCGAGCCUAGUCGACCUACUGCGGAGGCAGAGGACAUGGAUGUCGACAUGGAAACUCCAGGUUCUUUUAAAGGGUCUCAAUCCAGGACUCAGCAUCCCUUCGUCCCUCCCCCAAGUGCCGCUAGGAUGCCCCCAUCAUCUCAAGGUAACUCAGGAGAAUCUCAUCGUCCUCCCUUUAAUCUAAGCCAUCUUGGAAAUACAGCACCUUUUACCGCUACGAACAACGGCGGCAUUAACAACCUAGGUGAUAUCCAUACGACGCUACCUUUCCAGUCAAAGGCAAAGCAACAGAGAACAACCGAACGUGAUAUCCGGCCCCGGACUCUCAAUUUGCCUAACCCUCCCAAGCGGCCCACGGUGCCAGUCCCAGUCAGUCCCCAUCCAGGAGCCGCGACCAAAGUACUUGAUCUCAAAAAGUGGAACUUCUACGUUUCGGCAAUGGGAUCAUACAUGCAUGACUGGAACUUAUUUAAUCGCCGCAUGGUGGAUCAUUUCACCGCCCGACAAGAAGCGAACGAAACAGGUCUUUCGCCAAACUGGAUCAGCGCCUUCGGGGAUUCGCUUAGGCUAGAUAUUGAAGGUGAAGAUGGUGAUUCGAAAACCGACGAGCUUCUCCCAGGAAGCUACAAGGGUGGCUUCGCUACCUACCUACGGAGCAUUGAAGAAGACAUCCUAGUACGUAAGCACUGGGAGGUCGCAGAGGAGAUGCACCGCGAGGCUAUUCUCGACCUCGGUCGACUCCGGGAAUGGAUUCGAAAGGGAGGCAACCUGGUCUAG
Molecule: messenger RNA, 2208 nt
Organism: Penicillium taxi
Lineage: Eukaryota; Fungi; Ascomycota; Eurotiomycetes; Eurotiales; Aspergillaceae
Exons: 4
Coding region: 1-2208 (735 amino acids)
Cellular component (GO): cytoplasm
Source: RefSeq, a predicted model, not a curated record